GUCCCCACUGCAGCUGACGUGUCUCUUACCGAGGAGAGGACUGGAGCAGGGUGGAAUGGCGAGAAGGCAAACUGGUACCAUGGGCACAUCCAUCUUCCCGUGCCUCUUUGUUAUCCUGCUUACCAGGUGCUCCCCAGUGGGGUGUGCUGGAGGGAGUGACUCUGCAUCCCACAGCACAGGCAGCACCACAGAGAAACCUAUCCUGUUAAACAACAUCGCUGAUGCAGAAGCCUUCGUCAGUAGUGCGGAGGUGGCAGUCAUUGGAUUCUUCCAGGACCCGCAGAGCCCCGAAGCGGACCAGUAUCGCCUGGCGGCCGGGCAGGUGCCGGAGGUGCCGUUCGGGCUCAGCAUCAGCGACGCCGUCCUGUCCCACUACGGCGUCUCGGCGAGCACGGUCGCGCUGUUCCGCACGGUCGACAACGACCGGCGGGAUCUGGAUAUGAACAGCAGAGAGGUUGAUGCCAAGAAGCUGAUUCGCUUUGUUCGGAUGAACGAGCUCCGCCUGGUGACAGAGUACGACCCCGUGACAGCAAUAGGUGUGAUGCAGAGUUCAGUCCAGUUUAACCUCCUCCUGAUCACAGACAAGAUGUCUCCAAAGCAUCCCGAGCGAAUGCGCAAGUUCCGGGCGGCAGCAGAGCUCUACAAGGGGAAGAUUCUCUUUAUCCUCUUAGACAGCAAUUUGAAGAGCAAUGAACGAGUAUUGUCAUACUUCCAACUGAAGAAGUCCCAGCUGCCAGCUCUGGCUGUAUUCCACACACCAGAUGAUGAGCACGACGUGUUGACUGUGGAUGAAAUCUCCAUUGAGCGUGUACAGGACUUCUGUAAUCGUUUUCUACAAAGAAUGCAAAAGAAAGAAGACGAGUCUGAGGAGAAGCCCCCCAAUGAAGAACUCUGAUUCUUUCUCAGCCAAGAGGACGACUGUAGCCAGAGUCUGUUUCUGGUGUAUGAAGAGUACAUUCUGCCCUUUCAGAGCUCAGCAAUUGCUGAGCCAAGUCAGUCAUGGAUUCCCAUCAUCAUUCUGUGUACAUACAUGCUGUCUGUCUCCCCAGCAAGCUCUUCUCUCUUAUCUCUUCUAAUUUGCUGGCUCCACAUCUCUUUUUUCAGUACUUCAGGACCUCUGGUACAAUAUGUCUUUCCGUGCCACUCUAUUGGAGAAAAGGGUGGCAUAGUGAAAUGGCAAUAUCUGAGGUAAAGCUAGUAAUUCCCAGGGAUCUGUUUCUCUCAUUCUUUUGGGUUUUGGUGCCAUGCUGGGAUCCACUGUCAGCCUUUCCUGAUACUACAAACAGAUUCGUUGCUUGAUAUCACAUGAAAUUUUCCAUUUAUUUUACUAAAUAAAACAGUAAGUGAAUGGCCUGAA
Messenger RNA from Sturnus vulgaris (Common starling), 1357 nucleotides. RefSeq names its product endoplasmic reticulum protein 27 (gene ERP27). The record is from RefSeq and is a predicted model, not a curated record. Gene Ontology annotation, cellular component: endoplasmic reticulum. Lineage: Eukaryota; Metazoa; Chordata; Aves; Passeriformes; Sturnidae. Gene Ontology annotation, biological process: response to endoplasmic reticulum stress; protein folding.